AGGAACUGCUCUCUGUUGUUGGGCUUUUCAUGAGGAGAAUCUAGGAUUAUUUUAAAAGCUUGGGGUGUGAAUGCAGAUCUCGUGCUCCUAGUAUGGAGCAGCAAAGGUACCAGUUAGAGGGGAGAGGCCGAUUAACCUGCCCACUCUAACUGCUAUUUUAGUUAAGUUUUAGUUUUCUCUGAUUUCACAACCCAGGCUUUUUUCAUGUAGACAAAUAGCUGUAAGCCUCAUAUUUAUCUUACGGGAAGAAAUUAGUCUGUGGUGAUAUUUGACCAGUUUGCAAACGUAAGGAAUUUUGACUGAUAAAAGGAAGUUUCACAUCAUGGGUUAGAGAUGAUUAAAGUUCUUCUAAAGCGGGGGUGUCAAACUCCGGUCCUCCAGGACCACUGGUCAGCAUUUUUUAGAUGUGCCUCUGGUCUAACACACUGGAAUCAAAUGGCUGAAUUACCUCCACAGUUUGUAGACAAGUUCUCCAAAAUCCUGCUAAUGACCUAAUUAUUUGUUUCAGCAGAGGCACAUCUAAAAGUUGUGGCCCUCGAGCUGUGGAGUUUGACAACUCUGCUCUAAAGAGUGUUUUUGAGCACUGGCUCCAUUCCCAAAAACCUUGGUUAUUUUACUCUGGUCAAAGGAUGAGCUUCUGUUUCUUGUAAGGCGAAAGUGUGGUUACCUUCUUUCAGCCAUCUCCGUAGCAGUGCGCAGCAGCAAGUGGGGAACGUCAUGUUCGGGUUAAUGUGCCAAAAAUCAUCUCUCGUUGUCACAGCUGCGUGACAAAAAUCACAUCUUUUUUUUCUCAGCCUCUUGUUGCCGCAUCUAUUGGACCAAAACAUUAAACUCACCUUCCUGGGUUCUGGUCCAAUGCGGCAAACUAACGUCCCACUAACGCCUUCCAUUCUUAUUCUGAUUAUUGACAGCAUGGAAAAUAAAAUGAGAUAUUUCAGCUUGCCAAUCAUUGUUUCCUCUUUCUCUGAACUCAUAAUAGGCGUUCCUCUCUGCCAUGAUCGCUGUGUAGGAGGGGUGUUUUGUGGAUCUUGAGGGAUGUGUGCGAAAUCGAAUUCCCCAAGUCAACUGUUUGACUUUGGCCUGACCAUGCGGGCCCUUUACGUUGCUCCUUUACUGCAGACACUUUAUCACUUGUGUGUGGUGUCUCGUUGAAAAAGGUUUAAACCACUGCAACAGUAUGAAGGAAAGUUUUAGUGGUUUAAAACAUAACUACAGUGGCCCAGAAGGGUCAACACUAUGCAAAAGCCAUAGUGGACGAUAUGCUAAAACUGAUGUUACUGAUGCUACGUUAAAAUGGAAGUUAUGCUAAAAAGAGGUUAUGCUAUAAUUUGCGACACUCUAAAAUGGAUGUUGUGGAGGUUAUGCUAAGACGGAUGUUGGUGUAACUUCCAUUUGAACAGAGCUUAAAUUAUUGUUUUAUAGCUUUUGCAUUUUGUUGACCCUUUUGGGCCACCGUACAUAUCUGACAUGACAUGUAAUCAUGUCAUCCACACCACUUAAAAGCUUCAUUCACACUAAGAUCAGACCUUGCCGUGUAAAAGGGUGAAGAUAUAUGCUGGCUGUGUUUCUACUGUGAGGAGGAAGAGAAUAACAGAGGUUAACCUGCUGUGAGCGAGCAUACAUAGAAUAAAGCCCAGUUUGGUUUUGGAGAUGAGCCAGGCUCACAUUCUUCCUUUCUUCUGAUUGAUGGAUUUUUUUUCCCUCCCCAAGUAAAACUGGUUUUGCUGGAGUCCUAGCUGCACUGUGCUCUCCCAAAAAUGGCUUCCGUGUCUUUACACACACCUGUUAUUAUUAUUUUCUUUGUCUCUUUCUAUAACUUUUAUGCCUGUUUUUUUUUUUUACAAAAUCAUGUAAAGCAUAUCAAGUUGAUCUUUCUGUUGUGAAGGAGGCCAAUUGUUGAACAGUAUUGCAUGUUCCGGGGACCUGAGGUUCCACCGAGAAUACAGCAAACUGGCUGAUUCGCUCAGGUAACGUGGUCACGUGAAAUAAGGAAUAGGAAUUGAUGAAUUGCUCUGAAACAGCUGAGCUCCAUGCUUCCUCUUUCUGUCGAAGCUGUUGGUCAACAGAAAAUCUGACCAGUCAGCCAAAGGGGAAAUGAAACACACGUCAAUCUGCAAAGCUCAGAUCAAGAUCCACUGAACCACACACCUCAAGAACCCACGGUCAGUGGAGAUAUAAAAUCAUAAGGCUUGGAUAUUUGUUCAGCGUGAAGCUUUUUGAUGAGGGCAGCUUGAUACACAGUUGAUUGACUCGAUCGUCUGGGAGAUCGGCACACUGAAGAAGGAGAUGGGGAGAAAGACAGAGACUGCGGAAGACAACCGGGAAACUGAUUCACAUGUGGGGCUGAGCGAAGAAGUGGGACGUCUAUUUCUUCAAGCCUCGCCUUGUCCUGGGAUGGGAGCCGGACCGACCAAGGCAAGAGAUUCAGGCUAUGACUCUCUCCACCGUCGGCUCAGUGUUCUGGAGAGACUGAUGCACACACAUGGCGUGUGGCUGCAGCUGGGCCUCAGCCACCAGGAUGCAGCUGGAAUACUGCAGAGCCAGCCUGCUGGGUCAUUCCUGGUGAGAAGGUCCACCAGCCUGCAGAGGAAAGUUAUUUCUCUACGCAUGGACAAGGACUCUGCAGAACCUAUCAAAGACUUUGCAGUCAAAGAGAGUCUGUACACAUUCUCUCUGGAGGGAUCAGAGCUGAGCUUUGCAGACCUUUUUCGCCUCUUGGCUUUCUGCUGCAUCAGCAGGGAUGUGCUGCCCUUCACGCUGAAGCUUCCAGAGGCCAUCUCUUCUGCCAGAAGUUUCACAGAUCUUGAGGAGGCUGCCAAACUCGGAGCAGGCUUCUGGGACAGUAAGUUGUGCAGGAGAGCAGUAUCCGUAUCUCUGCCAAAGACGGCAGGUCCUGAUAGACCACCUCCACCUGCUCUGAGACCGCUCUCCUGUCCAACUACCCCUACAUGUCCCAAGCUUCGAAUUCGCAGCCCCACUCAGCUGGACUGUUGCCUGCCUAACGGCGCACUGUGCUUCAUCAACCCCCUUUUUAUAAAGGUUUAUCAGCCAGAUGGUGGCAACCAGGUCAGCUCUGCCAGAACUGUAAACCAGUUACUUAGAGAUGAGUCCAACAACAAUAUAAGUCCCACCAAUAGGAGAGAGAGAAGCUCGUGUUUGGAGCGACCUCAGACGUACAGCUCAGACCUCAGUGACGAGAGCCAGCGACCUCAAGAGAACUCGGGGAGUAUAACCACAAGUCCACGCAGCAAAGGACAAACUGGUAGCAGCCAGGCGUUGGGUGUCUUUCCAUCCCCUCCUCCUCGACCGCCACCCCCCCGUCUUCCCAAACACCUGCCUGCUCCUCCCAUCCAACAGCAAAGCAUGCCCGAAAAAGUCGCCUGGAUUAACAUUCCGAAGGAGGAAGAGAAGGAGAAGAGCAGCAACCUCUUUUCACGCCUCGGCUCCUCGUUGAGCAUCAGUCCAUCGUCCUCGCCUCCAAAGAGACUUAGCAUCAGCUCCCCAAUAUCCAUUCCCCGGCGAACCCUGCCCCUCCCUCUGACGGCUUUCUCCUCCUCUCCACGUCGAUCCAAAGCAUCUCCUUCAUCCAGUCAUGAGGAUGCUCAGUGCCAUCUGGCGCUGGAGGAACAGACGAUUGAGAAGGCCAUCCUAAGGACCAAACUGUCAAAGCAAAAGUCGGUUCAUUCUACAGGCCAGGGCGCCUGCAGUGCUUCAGAGCCUUCGGUGAUGACAGGAAGCAAGCUUUCAGAAGUCACACCUGGAGAAGCAUCUCAGGAGGACUGUACCAAUGGAGGCCAACGACUGAGUGACAUGAGCCUCUCCACAGAUUCCUCGGAUUCCCUAGAUUACUCCCAGUCCUCUGCCUUCUUCCUUCCUCCACUGCAUGACCCCAGCCCCCCCACUAUCGCUGACUUCAACACCCAUCUCCCCCUCUCCAUCCCACCAUCCCACUUACGUUACAGCAGCAUAAAUAUAGACGACGAAGUUGAUGACGACGACUAUGAAGAAGAAGAACCUGACUACGGCGUUGGCCUCGAGAGUGAGCAAGACCAAGAACUUACUAUGCUCCCACCCGGGGUCCACACAAAGCGGCGCCCCAGUGCCAGUGCCCUGGUCCUGCAGAAAGCCCUGCAGGGAAAAUUUCGGAAGAUGAGCGGCGUUUUCAACUCGCUGCUGACGCCAGAGAAGAGGGCGAUCCGCAAAGUCCUGGAGAUGUCCAAGGAUAAGAACUCAUACUUUGGCUCCCUGGUGCAGGACUAUCUGAGCUACAUGGGGGAGGGUGCUGGCGCCCAGGCCUGGCAGGGCUACACCUCAGGACUCGAGCUGCUUCAGACCAUCCGCCAGUUUAUCACUCAGAUGAAGAGCUACCUGCGACAAACCUCCGAGAUGGAGCCACCGAUUGAGAGCCUCAUUCCUGAAGAUCAGAUUGACAGAGUCCUGGAGAAGGCCAUGCUGAAGUGCGUUCUGAAGCCCCUGAAGCUGCCCAUCAGCGCAGCGCUAAAGGAGUUCCAGGUGCGCAGCGGCAGCUGGCAGGAGCUGAAAGAGAACCUGUCAUUGGCCAAGGCCCGGCGACCUCAGGAGAUGGGCGUGGCCGACGCUCUGCCUCCCGACCACGUGGCCAUAGAAAAGAUCAGGCAGAAGUUCCACACCAUGUGUAAGCUGUACUCCCCAGAGAAGAAAGUCUGCAUGCUGCUAAGAGUCUGCAAGCUAAUUUACACCAUCAUGGAAGACAACUCAGGUCGUUUGUAUGGAGCCGAUGACUUCCUCCCCAUGCUGACCUACGUGCUGGCCCAGUGUGACAUGCCUGAUCUGGACAAUGAGAUCCUGUACAUGAUGGAGCUGCUGGACCCUUCGCUGCUGCAUGGGGAAGGUGGUUACUAUCUGACCAGCGCCUACGGAGCCAUGUCCCUGGUUAAGAACUUCCAGGAGGAUCAGGCAGCCAGGGUGCUGAGCUCCGAAACCAGAGACACGCUACACCAGUGGCACCGGCGGCGCACCACCCAGCGUUCUGCGCCUUCUGUCGACGACUUCCAGAACUACCUGCGUGUGGCACUGCAGGAGGUGGACAGCGGAUGCACGGCUAAGACUCUGCCAGUGCGACCGUACACCACGGUGGAGGAAUUGUGCCAGCUGUGCGCCCUGAAAUUUAAGGUGUCGGACCCCAAGAACUACGGCCUGUUCCUGCAGAUGGAGGGCAGCAGCCAGCAGCUGGCAGCAGACACCCACCCUCAGAAGAUCAAAGCUGAGCUUCACAGCCGUCCACAGCCAGUUCCCUUCCACUUUGUCUACCGCCGCUUAGCCAAAAACGGCACGUUGUCAGCAUCUCUCUCCAGCACCCCUGCCGCGACCCCUGAUCCCCAGGCCAACCUAAACCACCAGAGCACGGACCCUAAGGCCCUCAGCGGCGGCUCCAUCUCUGUAUGAUCACAGAGGAACACCCUCAGACCAUCGUCCCCUACAAAACAUGCUUCCCCCAGCAUGUGCCGGCCGGAUGUCGAAACAGUCCAAGUGGGCAAAACAGAGUCUCGUGCCAGUCUUCGCAGAGCCUGACUUCUCCUUUCAGGCGGCACAUCUGUCUCAACCAACAUCCCCUCGCUGUCAGAUAGACCCGGCCGACAGAGGAAAAACACGCAGUUAUUUUUACUUCCUCUGGAUUCGGUAUCUGAGCAGCUGAAAGGGACAGAAAGCAAUCUGUCCUCAUUUACACUUCCAAUCAUUCGGUGCAUGUGUACAUAAAUAAUCUAGGCACCAUUUACUUUUAACAGUUGCAGGUCACCUGUUACUUUAUUGCUUUUAAACUUUUAGAUUGUCUAUGAAAACAGAUUUAGUGACACCUAGAGGCCAUUAAUGUACAUAACAAAUUUCCUGUGAUUCUUCAGGAAUGCAUCUUCUCGUGCCUCCCAAUCAGAUCCGCUGUGAUCAAAUGUAAAUUCAUCUCAUGCUUCCGAUUAUCCUAACAUGCAUUCAUACGUCGUUGACCUUUGGAACAUGGUGUCCAUUCUCUUGAUCCAAUAGAAUAGCGUUAAUAUAGUGAGAUCUUUGUGUUUAAGUUUAAAAUUAAGAAGCAGGUAUUCGCUGUUUAAUCCUCGUGAUACGAGCUGGUGUCAUAUUUUCUAUUCACACUGACAUGUGACAGAGGAACUGCUGCGAUUUGUUAGCUUGUGUGGCCUUUUUAGCUGGUCUGAAGUGCCACACUUUGCGAUGCGCUGCACGGGAAGAGUGCAGGUUGUUUAGAGGAGAGCGAAAAUGAUCGAGAUGUUGCGAGUUCCACGCGGAGGAAACGAGCGAGGAGCGGUCAGCACAGACGGAAAGGAAGUGCGACGUGGCUGGAAGAAAAGUGAGAGCCGCAGCAGGAAGUUGGGCAGCGUUGUGUCACCCCAGGAGACGAGCGUUCUCCUGGCAUGUUGUUGUUAGGAGCUGUUGUAUUUAUGUCUGUGCUGGGAUCUUUCACAGAUACGCUUCCUGUCCUCGAUAUUUUUUAAUGUUAAAUUGUCACGAGACACUUUUCCUGCCUGUCAUGUAUCUAUGAGAAACAUUUUCUUCUGCACUUAAUAAACAUUGAAUCUGGAA
Xiphophorus couchianus (Monterrey platyfish) is the source of this 6570-nucleotide messenger RNA. Its product is annotated as ras and Rab interactor 2-like. Gene Ontology annotation, cellular component: cytosol; endocytic vesicle. Lineage: Eukaryota; Metazoa; Chordata; Actinopteri; Cyprinodontiformes; Poeciliidae. Gene Ontology annotation, molecular function: small GTPase binding; guanyl-nucleotide exchange factor activity. The coding region runs from base 2287 to 5424 and encodes 1045 amino acids. The record is from RefSeq and is a predicted model, not a curated record. Gene Ontology annotation, biological process: signal transduction; vesicle-mediated transport. The transcript has 11 exons.